Messenger RNA from Tachysurus vachellii, 12760 nucleotides. It is a transcript of the gene tacc2, whose product is annotated as transforming, acidic coiled-coil containing protein 2. NCBI's taxonomy places the organism in Eukaryota, Metazoa, Chordata, Actinopteri, Siluriformes, Bagridae. Gene Ontology annotation, biological process: cerebral cortex development; cell population proliferation; mitotic spindle organization. The record is from RefSeq and is a predicted model, not a curated record. Gene Ontology annotation, cellular component: cytoplasm. The coding region runs from base 238 to 11925 and encodes 3895 amino acids. The transcript has 22 exons.
CUCCCCUGUUGCUUCCUUUCCUCAGCCUUCACCUAUUUAACACUCUAUACAGAUAUGGUUCUCCUCUGGGACAGAUUUUUCGAAACGGACAACUAGUUUAGAUACAAGGGUUUUAUCAAUGGAUCCAAACAUUGGCCGGGGGUUCAGGCCGGGGGAAUAACUACUACAGAUUCUCUUAGUGUGGCAGUGCUGGUGGUGUGCGACAGUGGCAAGAUUUGAGCCUGCUCACACUGCACCAUGGGAAAUGAGAACAGCUCUGCAGUUUCGCUGGAGGGCGCAACAGACAAUGUGGUACUCUUUCCUCCUCAGGAAACAGCGCCUGUCUCAGCACACAAGGCUGAAGUUCACAGUGAGAAAGUCAGUCCAGAGGCUGAGAAAUCCACCAGUGCAGAGAAUGGAGUAGUACAUACCGAAGUGCUCCAUCCACUCCACAGUCUCAAUCCUGUGGCAGAGGCAGACAGACGUAGUAACGAGGACUGGAGCACAAAAGAAGAGGAACUUGAGUUUCCCCAUGACUUGCUGCCCAGCAUAGAUCUGAGCACUGAGCUCAAUCUCACCUGGGGAGUGUCAAUCAGAGAAGAUGGAGAGGCGGUUUCCACAGAGAGCUCAUCUCUUCUGCAGCUCCAGUCAGCUGGAAUUAUUCAGGAAAAUGCACCAUCACUCCAGUCUUCAGAAACACUGUUGGACCGUGAGCUUCAAGAAGCCUUUCAGGAAUGUGAGGAACAAAUAGCUUCUUUUGGCUUGUGCUCACACUCAAUCACUUUAUGCAGUACAGAUCAGACUGACAGUUGUCUGUCAGAGGCCAAGUUUGCAACUGAUGAUGAAGAACACAAGAGUGUAAAUGUCAAGGAGGAUCCUAUGUCACUGCCAAUUUCACUUGCAGAAUCUCAAACAGGACGUGACCUGGGUUGCCAUGGAAAUGUUGGGGCACACACUACUGAUUUAGCAUCCUGUACAGAGGAGGCUGUGUUUUGCUUCAGAGAUUAUGUAUUAGGUAAAACACAGCCCGAGGAGGCCAUGGCUGAAUAUCCCGAAGAACAAAGUGAGAAAUUACACUGUGAACCAAAGGAAGAAUUUCAGAAAGUGCCUAAAAUGGAAAAAAGCACUGACAAAACAAAAUCUGCAGAGAGAAAAGAGCACUUGAUAAAGCAUGACUCAGCGACAGAGGCACUUACAGAAACUGAAGUAAGUAAAAUAUCUGAAAUACAGGAUGUACUAGAAGUUGUCAGCUUAAUAUCUCACAAUGACUCUCUAAAUGAGCAGGGUAAAAUGAUAACGGGUCCUGUGGGAGAGCCACAGAUGACACCCGAAUCAGGCACACAAAUUAUUACUACUGUCAUGGAUAAUAAAUCACUAAAAGGAUUUUCAGCAGAAAAUAACACUAAUUAUUGUUCAGUGUCAGAGACCUCUGAUCGGGACGGAAUUCAACUAAACACACAGACAUUGCUGGAGCAGAUGCAGAUUAUUACUCAAACAAAGGUUCCAUCAGAAGCAAAGCCUGAGCUUAUGACAAAAGCAGAUAAUCAAAUUGAGUUGUUAGACACCCAUGGACAGCUGGGGCAUCUCUGCGCCUCACCUCUAGAGUCUUUAUCUAAUCAGGCUCAUCUUACCCCACUGGAGGCUACACCUGCCCUUAAGCUGGACCAUCUGCAAGUAACUGAACAACAGAGUGACUGUAUUGGGGCAGAUGGACCCUGUAAGUCAAUAUCAGAAUAUGCAACCUUAAACCUCAACUCAACAGGAGAUAUUGAACAUGAGAAAUGGGAAUUUAAGUUAUCUACUGAUAGCAUUGUGAUUGAUUUUAGAGAUGUUAAAUCCAGUGAACCUGAGCAUGAAAAGAGAUGCAGUUCAGAGGCAUGCCCACUGAAGGAGGAGGAGGAGGAGGAGGAGGAGGAGAAUGUGUUUUUUAUUGGCAGUGAAGCUGGCACACACACAGUGGUGCGGGGUAAAACACUCUCUCUGAGCAGAACUCAUACUAAAAGGAUAAAGACGGAGGAGGAGAGCGCCCUUGAGAAGACUUCAGCAUCAGCCGUCGAUUUCACACCACCACUGACGACAUCCACAAUGCCAGAAAUGAUAGAAGUGGGAGAGAAGGGAACUGGAGAUUCAGAAGGAGUGAAGACAACAGAGAAAGGACAUUUAGAUCACACCACAGAAUUACAGUGUUCUGAUGGAAAACUGAGAGAAAUUAUUGCAGCAGAAGUGCAUUUAUGUUCGCUAAGCUUUCCAGAGACUAAUAACUCACCUGCAAAGGAAGCAAAGGAGGUUGAAGCAGCAUCUGAGGAGAGAUGGAGUGGCUGCAAAAUGCUACAAAACUCUGAUGAGAAUGAAAAGAAGGGAGGAGGUCUGCCAGCCGAUUGCUCCCUGGGGAUGGACUCACUCUCUGCAGCUAGUGAGAAAGAGACAGGCACAGCCAGUGUCGAGGACAUGACUGUGGCCGCUGCCUUCCCGGAGUUUAACGACAGACAUGAUUGGAAGAGAAAGAGCUAUGAGUCAUUGGAGAAAAAGGGAGAGGGAGGAACAGAGGAGGAGACAGGGAAAGAAAGGGGUGGAACAGAGACGUUAUAUGGACAGGAGGCUCUGUCCAUGACAGUGCUUAAAUCUUGUCCUCUCCAUGACAACGGAGUGACACUGGUGGCACCACAGCAAAGGGGUGAACUCAUUACUUUGGUCACAGAAGACAUAGCUGACACAGCCUUACCUUUGUUGACCAGCAGCUUGAGAAACCCCUCCUCUUCUAUCUUCCCCUUAAACGACACAGAAGCAGAGAGAAAGGAAGCAUCAGAGAAAGCGGCUCAUCUGAAAGAGAGUUUUAAUGCAGUUGGUGAAAAACAGCCAAACAGCGAUAUUUUAAAUCUGCUAUCAGCUGCUUCAGCAGAUGGUAAAGAUCCUGCUGCGCAGACCAGCUAUCAACAGGUACUGAAUACUUCAUGGAUUCAAACUGAAAUUAACAGCAUGCGACAAAACAAGGUGGGGAAAGGAAAAGACACAUGCAAAAAGAGUGAAGGUCAGCAUCCAUUAUCUUCUGCUCAGCUGGACAUGAAGAACAGCACUGGAAGUUUUAACAACAUGGAUGGGGGAACUGGAGACCCUCAAGAUGACCCAGCACACCAGGCGACUGAGUUUGCCUCUCUGCCUCCACUAACUGUUCAUGAGAAUCUGAGGCACCCAGUAAGUGAGACAAGCUUUAGCUUUCAGAGGUUAUUUAGCAACAUAAAACCAGACCCACCCCAAAAAGCAGCUUAUACUAUUUGUGAAAGCACCAGUGAGGCGGAGGUGACAGAAGAAAACAUGAGUGUCAAUGAAAAUCCCGAAAGGCAUAUUGAAGGUGAAAAGGAAAAUGUUUCAAAAGAAAUCCUUUUCUGUCAAAAUCCUGAUCUGCUUCCAAAAAACAAAGAAGUAAAGGAUGGAAUUGUAGUCGAUCAGAGCACCCUAGAGCUUAAAUCUUUGUUAGAGGAUACUAAUGAAACAAACCUUGAACUGCAGGAUAUUGCUAUGGAAGAUGUUGGGAGUGAUAAUACGAACCUUUUCAGUCUUUCUGACCUCAUUGAGCCUGCUGUAGAGAAAAAAACUGAGGUUGUGCUUUCCACCAAAGAAGCCGACGGAAGGGAGGCUAAAUCAGUGGAAAAUGAUGUGAGAGAAAGUUUUGAAGACAAUUUCCAAAGCAUUCUGAGCGACAUUGUACAGCAGGAGUCCAAGUUAGAGUUGAUAACUUCAGAAGGUUCUCUAGAACAGUGUUUAAAAUCUGAAGAAGCACCAUUUUCCUGCACAGAUGGAGAUGGCAUGCUGUCCAGACACUUUACUGAUAGUAAAGGCAUAUCCAAGAAGGACCUAAAGGCAAAUACUGAGCAAGACGGUGCAAUUUCUCUUGGGUGUCCUCAAGCAAAAUGUGAAGAGCUCCAAUAUCAGAUGGACUCCAGUCAUGACACUGGACCAGCUUCAGAAGUUGCCAUGUGUGUUGUGAGUACAAAAGCUCCCACACCUACUGCUAUAAAAGUGUCUAGUACAGUGGAAGGAGGCGUACCCUCUGCCAGUGCCAAUAUUCAAAGUGAUACUAAAGUGCCUAUUGUGCUCAGGCCUCCUGGCCCUAUGAUGAGUCACUGGGAGGUCAUUAAUGACUAUAAUGUUUCUCUCUCAGGAGAGGAAAUGCAAAGCAGACAGGAAGCAGAGAUGAGCAGUAACAUUGCUGAAACUGAUGCAGUAGAAAAAACAGAACCUGGGAAAACUACAGGAGAAAAAAUAGAAAGUUAUACAAGCCUUUCCUGUAUGAAUGCAUUACACCAUGACAUAACUGCCAUGGCAUCUUCUGUGCAGGAUACCAAAUUAGCAUCUAGAGAAGUAGAAGGUACUCAUUUGAUUUCAGACAGCCCACAUGGUGGUGAAAAUACAAAGAAGAGGAUAGAUUAUCUGGUAUUUGAGAACUCUAAAGAUGGAAAACGUGAAGUGGAUGUUAAGCCCUGGGUGCCAGAGAAAUUGUUAAACAUGGGUCACAACGAGGAUCCCCUGUCCUGUUCAAUACAAUCUACUGCUAAAUGCACCAGAAAAGAUGACAUGCUGUCAAGCCAGUCUAUAGACAGUGAAGACAUAUCUCAGGACCAGAUACCAAAUUCUGUAAUACUGGAAAAAUGUUCUCAAGAAAAACCUGAAAAGAACAUGAGUGAGCUGCAAUAUCAAAUAGAUUUAGUUCAUGAGAGCGGAGCAGACUUAAAAGCGGCCUUAAGUGUUGUGUCUUCAAAAGAACUCUCACCUCCUGAAAGAGAUGCAUUUGGUAUGGGGGAAGGGGAACUUUCAUCUUCCAACAUUCAAAGUGAUUCUAAAGUACCUAUUGUCCACCGGCCUCCUGGCCUUAUGAUGAGUCACAGGAAGGUCAUUAAUGAAGAUAAUGUUUCUGUCUCAGAAGAGGAAACACAAUGCAACUAUAAUAAAAUUUGCCCUCAGAACAGUGGAAGUGUUGGUGCAGGAGAUAUGAGAAAUAAGAUUGUGAAAACGGAUACUGUAGAAAAACCUGAAGGAGACAAAAUAACAUCUGAGGAGACAAAAAAAGAAAUAAAUGAAAAAGAAUACAGCUCUUUUUGUAUGAAUGUGUUAAAUCUGGAUACACAAACUGACACUGUUUCAUCUGAACAGGAUAUCAAGAUUGCUUGUAAAGAAGUUGAAGGUACUAAUUUGGCACCAGACAGCUUUCGUAGGCCUGAAAAUGCAAAUAAGGUCAAGUCUAUUAACAGUAAUGACAUAUUCCAAUGGAAAGAGAAAUCAAAUUCUAUAAUCUUGGAGGAAUGUUUCCAAGCAAAACCUGAAGAGAACACGAGUAAGAUGCAAUGUCAAACAGAUAUAGAUUAUGAUAGUGCAGCAGUGUUAGAAGUUGACAUGAGUAUUACGUGUGCAAAAGACCUCACACAUCCUGAUUCAACUUUAUCUGCUAUGGGGGAAGGGGAAGUUUCAUUUUCCACUAUUCAAAGUGAUCCUUUAGAAACACCUAAGGAGCAUUCUGAAACUGUGGACACAAUGAGAGAAAAAAAUGAGACUGAUAAAAGCUCUCACUCUGUCAUGGUAUCUUCUGUACAGGACACCAAGUUAGUAUCUGGAGUCGAAGUGGAAGAUACAAAUUUGAAAUCUGUCACUCUACAUAGUGUUGAAAAGGCUAAUGAGGGGAUUGAUUUUGUGGCACAGGAGGACUCCGGAGAACUAAAAACUGAAGUGGAUGUUCUAACAAGUGAAUCUGGCAGACAACUAAGUACUCAUCACAAAACAGAUCAAAUUACUCACACAAAGGAUAUAACAGAGUCUAGUACUAUAAGACAACGCACUGAUCAAAAUACACUCAGUGACAAUAUACAACACUGUGAUGACAACAAAUUUGAUGACAAACGCGAUGUUAUUUCUAAGAUAAAUGUGUCAACAACAGAUAAAGUUUACAGUUCAUUUGGAUAUGUCAGCUCUGCAUUAGAAAAUAGAAUAGCUGAUAUUCAGUCCUCACCAUCUGGUCAUGAAGAUCUGAAUUCUUUGCUGGAGGUAGAUGCCUCUAAAGCUGAGGAAUAUUAUGCCAUUGAACCUUCCACUGUGAUACAACACUCAGGCCUCAAACCAGCUGCCUCUGAAACCAACCGUGUCCAAGAUCAGGUGCUGAUAGAGGAUACAGGUUGCCUUAUUAAAGAUGAUACAGUUAGAACAAAUAAACCAAAUCAAGAACAUACUAAUGAAGAAAAUCAGGUGAUUAAACUGGAGCAACUUGAAGAACCAGAGUUUGCCAAUGAUGCUAGUCUAUUCAAAGACCAAACCACUAGAGAUAAACUUGGAGAAAUAAUGUGUGAGCAAUUGAUCGAUAGCCUAGUUACACUGGAGGAUCAACUGUCUGGAAACCUUAAAGAAGAGAUAAACAGGCUUGAGAAAACAAACCCUGAACUACAAGAGAGUGACGGAUAUUUGGAGAAGGAAGACGGAAAUGUACAAACUAAUGUUCAACAGGAAUUGAUUGAGGCAACAGAAGAAAAAAAGAUCAAGAAUGAAGAAAAACACUUAGAUGAAAAAGUACCAGAAACAAAAAGUCUUUCUGACUCUGGCUUAAUCCCCACAGGUUUUGUAAAGGAAGUGCAGAGCUGUGAUAGGGAUUUGAUUGAAGCCACUCAGCCAUCCAUGAAUCGGGACCUGGAGCAGGUGACAUGCUAUGAGAGAGACCAGAUGCAAAAUCAAACAGUAUUUAGUGAAAUGGAUUUGGCCCAAAUUACAGAGCUACAAAAACCACAGGAAUGCAUUGAAGCUGCAGAAACAGUGGAAAAUAGAGUUUUAGAGAAGUAUGAUGAUGUUUCUCUAAAAGAAACCAAGGUUAGCUGUCCUAGUCAUGAAGUACAGGCCAAUGGGACUUUGGAAAGGAAAGCUGAAUCUGAACUCUCCUUCAGUAGUUUUGUUAAGAUGGAAAAUGUCACAUUGCUGAUGAAUCAUGACAGUGUCAUUACUGAGGGUGAUGGGUGUCCUGAUGGUACGCAAAAUAAAAGUGAACCCAAUAUAAAUUCAGCAGACUUUGGAAAUGUCUCUUCUAUAAUUAAAGACCUGAAUGAAGAGACAUGUACAGAAGACAGAAAUAAAGCAAACCAGAUUAAGUUGGAAAAUCAAGAAAAUAAAUUCAUGAACAUUUCAGAGAUCAACACUGAGAUGAAAGAAUUAACAAAGACUUUUAUUCAAGCAUCACAAGUAAGUGAGGACAAACCUCACUUGGGCCAUACAAGUAAAUCACAUGUCAGUGUGGGUGAACCCGGACAUCUGGAAAAAAGAAUACCAGAACUCUGUAAAACUGUCGAAAUUGCCAACGGUUUAUCGGAGCCAUGUGGGAAUUCUAACGCCUCACACUGUGCAAACAAAACAGAGGUUCAGUGUUCCAGUGCCGUCACCUUUGGUAAGAACAAGUGUACUGAGGUGUUCCCUAGUGUUCAGUCUGAGGCUAGACUGCCAUCUGUUUACCAAGCUCCUAUUGAGAAACUGGAGAGUGAAAGCAUUGGAAAUGUCUCUCAAGAUAGGGACAAUGAAGAGCUGGCAAAUCACGAUCAAAUUCACAAAAUAAAACUCUCUUCUAUGCCUCUUCAGGGUGAGACCUUGCCUUUGGAGAUGGAGCAACAUAAUAAGGACUCUCUGGAUCCCAAACAUCCACAAAACGACAAGUGUCAGGAUACAUUCGAUCCUGAAGCACUGCAUACUGAAUUUCAUGGCCUUACAACAAGUGCAGGAACUGAAGAGGAGCCCAAAAAUAAAAAGACACAAACAGCUAUUUCAGGAGAGGUCAAGCAGAUGGGGCACAGGAAGGAAGAGAUAAGUGAAUGCAAAGAUGAUGGAAUGGAGAAUGAGACAGCAGAGGGCAGAACACUCACAAAGAAGCCUGGAAAGACUGAGAGUAGGGCUGUAGAGUGUGAGCUUAAAGACAUAAAGCAAGGAAAUGAGAGAAAAUUGCCUAAACACAAGGGGGAUAACUCACUUUCCUUCACAGUCCAAACAGUCAGUGGUGGCACUUCUCUGUUACAAUCAAGUGUCAGUGAUGGAUUGCAGACUGAACAGGAAAAACAAUUAUCAUCAAGCCCCAAUCUCACUGCUGUUGUCACAGUGUCAAGCUCACAGCACCCUUUCCAGACAUUAUUCAAUGCUAAUGCAGACUCUAGUCAUGGGGUUGCCAAUUCCUUUAUUCAGACUAUGUGUGAAAAUGCUUCAGAAGGAUUGAAAACAGAACAUGGCUCAAAAGAUGCAGAAGGGGAAUUCACCAAAGAAGUUCAGAAGGAAAAGUGCGAUGGCAAUGAACACACUGAAAAAUUAUCAACAGAUGAAGACAGGUCAGUUACUCUGAAGACUAGCAUACUAUCAGAUGAGGCUGUUUCAGACAGUCUAGGUGCAGCUGUUAGUCCUGAAAUGGAACUGAAUCAAAAAACACUCAUCUUAGAAGAAUCAUGUGAGAGUUCAGACUGGCUCAGAACGAUGAAAGAGGUUGCAGCUAUAUCUCAGUCUAAACAGAAAUCUAAGCUUGGGACACCUUGCGAAUCUACAGAUAACAGACCUUUUGAGACUCUUGACAUACCUCAGGCUGAACUAGAGUCAGAUUCCCCUGUUAAAGACAGUGAGCACCCAGACCAUCAAGACAAGGAGCAGCCAGAGGAACCUACAGAUAGCAGGCCACUGGUUUCAGAAUCAGCUGAUGGGAGUGAGUCUGUCUUCUCCUUCCCCCCACCGCCUGAGGAGGACGCUUUGCCGCCUGUUCUCCUUGCUCACCUUUUCUGUGACAGCUCUGAUUUCCCCACACCGCCACCCACACCCCCGGACAGCACUCUUCUAGAACCUGAACCUGAGUGUGAACCCCCUGUUCCUCCCCCUGUCCCGGAUCAGGUCCCAGACACUGCAGAAGUCCUCCUUCAGUACGAUCCGCAGCCAGACCCUCCAGCCAGGAGCUCAGACUCUGAUGGCACGUUUGAGACCCCUGAAUCCACCACUCCAGUGAAGACCGCAGCCCCUCCAAUUCCCUCAGUUGAGCAGCCGGAGCCGAGCACACAGUCUCUACAAACCACUACAGACACAGACUCCUGUUCUUUGCCUGCCUCUACUGGAGAUGCUUCUGCUAGUGAGGUGCAAGAUUCUCCUUCUUUCCAUCCCCCCAGUCGCUCCCUCUCCAUUGUUUUUGACGAAGACAAGCCAAUAGCAAGCAGUGGUGCCUACAACCUCGAUCACCUACUUAACACAGAACCCUUAUCAGAACCAGCAUUUGAUUCAGGCUUAUCAGGGCUAGAGAGCCGUACACCCCUAACCCGCUCACUCAGCUUCCAGUCUGGGGAUCUAGACAGCGCUAGCCCAGGAGAUAGGCCUGCAGGGGGAGCAUUUAACAAAGCCACUCAUUCUCGUUCAGAAUCUUUCAGUGUGGGUACAGAGAGCGCUCCUGGAACUCUACGACGGGUCAAAAAACCUCGACCGGGAUCUUUGAAGAAAAAGCCUCUUUCCAGGCAGAAUUCAAACCCUGAGAGUGCCAUUUCCAGAACUGUCUCAUCCAGCAGUACCCCAGAGGUGAAGAAGAAAGGGAAGCCUCUUGCAGAAAGUCCUCUACAAACACAAGAGGAGAAAGAGUGUCCCCCAGCCUCUCCCAGCCCCAGCCCAAGCCCUGCUGACACCCUCAGACGGACCAGAAUCAAGUCUCGAGUAGAGAGUCCUCCACCUGUAGUGGAGGAAAGCAGCCCUGCUCAAGCACAAGUGACUGCAAAAGCCCAGGAAGAGAUUUUAUCAGUUCCUGAGGACGUCUCCCCCAUUCCUGACAGUGCCACUUAUAAAUGGGACCCAGAUAACUUUGAAAACAUUAACCCAUUUUGCACAGGUGGCAGUAAGCUUGCCAACUCUCCUGUCUUGGGUAAGAAAGCUGACUUUAUCCCUGCCCCUGACCCCACCCCUGUUCCUACAGAGGAACCCCCAACUGCUCCUGCACCUCCUUCAGAGAAAGCCUUCAGCACAGAGGAGCAGCCAAUCACAAAGCGGCAGUCUGUCAGACUGGAGUUUGAUUACUCAGAGGAGAGUGGAGAUACACCACAAGACAGUCCUCUGCCUCCCAAAAAAUUGGGCAAGAAGCCAGGGGCCAAGAUGCCUCUUAGAAAAGCAAAGCUGGGCAUUAAAAAAGCGCCCCCACAAACUGAGCAGUUAGACAGUACGCCUGCUGCAGUCCAUUCAAAUGACAAUGAUGACAUUCCCAUUCCCAAAGUAUCUUACAACUUUGAUCCUAACAAAUGGGAUGAUCAUAAUUUUGACCCUUUCUCUUCAGGAAAAGGCAUCCCUAAUUCCCCUCCCAAGUCCAGGGCAAACUUCAAAUUUGAUCCAGACUCGUUUGAUGACUCCAUUGACCCCUUCAAGCCAUCAACAAAGAUGGGAAUUUCACCUCCAAAGGCAGCAUCUUUAGAAAUGUCCAGCAAUGACAAUGAAAUUGAAAAUGACAAUGUUGAUGAGCUGGGGGAUCAAAACCAGAACAAGCCAGUCAAGAACAAGAAAAAGCCCCUCAAAUCUAACACAUUCAGAGUGAAGAAAUCACCAAAGAGGUCACCUCUGAAUGAACAGGUUACACAGCAGGACUCCUCUGGUGAUGCCAUGCCCGAUCACUUUCAGGACCAUGCCACAGAUGAAGAGAAACUAGCCUCCUCUACCAAUCAGAAAUGGGCAGUUCGGCAUGACCUGCAAGCGGAGUUGUCAUCUGACAUCCAGGACUUUCCUCAGCCCUCUGACCUCACUGCCUUUGUCAAUGAGAGCAGCUUACCUGCACAGAACCAUGACUAUGAGAUUGAAUACAUGGAGAAGAUUGGAACGUCCACCCCACCUUUGUCAGUGAAAAAGCCAUCCCUGUACCUAAAUCUGGAUUCAGUGACAGACAGUACAAACCAGGGAUCCAGUAUGCACCACUCAGGAUCCAACUCCCCCUGUACUGGGAGUUUUGAGGAAAUGGAAGCUAAGAUCUCAAUGGAGGGAAAAUCACCUGUGCUGUCAUCUUGUGGAGCCCCGGAGCCUCUAACAGUAGAGAAGAGCAUGAAGCGAGAAGUCCAUCCCCAGAGCCGGGGACAAAGCAAUGAGAGAGAUGGAAUGUCCCCCUCUCAAGGCCCUGUGGACCCCGCAGAUCUGUCCCUCUUAGACAGGCUGAGUGAGUCAGCCACCCCUCUCAGCUACCUGGAGCCUGACCUGGCAGAGACCAACCCCACUGCCUUCGCCCACAAAUUGCAGGAGAGAGAGCUGGCCUCCCCUGGAGACAGUGGUGUGUCCAAAAGCUCCCUAUACUCCCGGACAGGGUGCAGUGAAACUGAAAGCCCUUAUUUCCCCCAAGACCUGGACCAUUCACUGGGUAUAGCAAGAGAAGAGAUUGUUGCCAAGGAAAAAGAAGUACUAGAAUGGCAGAGGAAGUAUGAGGACAGUCAACAGGAGCUGGAAGAGAUGAAGAGAAUAGUUACAGAGUAUGAGAAGACCAUUGCACAAAUGAUUGAGGAUGAUCAGAGGGAGAAGUCUCUGUCCCAUCACACUAUCCAGCAGCUCAUUCUGGAGAAGGACCAGGCGCUGGCUGAUCUCAACUCAGUGGAGAAAUCACUGGCUGAUCUGUUCCGCCGCUAUGAGAAAAUGAAAGAUGUUCUUGAAGGCUUUCGUAAGAACGAGGAGGUGCUUAAGAAAUGUGCACAAGAGUAUCUAUCUCGAGUUCGCAAGGAGGAACAGCGCUAUCAGGCUUUGAAAAUCCAUGCAGAAGAGAAACUGGACAAGGCGAAUGCAGAAAUUGCUCAAGUGCGUGCCAAAUCUAAGCAGGAGCAGGCAGCGUACCAAGCCAGUCUAAGAAAAGAACAGAUGAAGGUGGAUUCACUGGAGCGUACACUGGAUCAGAAGAACAAAGAGAUCGAAGAGUUGACCAAGAUCUGUGAUGAGCUGAUUGCUAAAAUGGGGAAGAGCUAGCUGUCAUAUGAUCCAUAUCCACAUAGGACAAUAUAUGAACUGAAAGAGAGUUGUAAAACACAUUGUGCUGACUAUGUCCUAUUGACUGCUGGACAAAACCACACACUGUCCCCAAAAUCUUAAACACUACUGACAUUCUUCAAGAAACAGAGCUCCUGCUGACUAUAUGGAUAGUCUGGUCACUCUAUCACACCACUGUAACUACUAACCAAGCAUUUUGAUGUUUUAAUGUACACCAAUUGUGGAUAUUUUUGAGAUGUAUCCCCAUCAGUACAGAAGUUUUAUGAGAAUGUGUGUGUAUGAGAGAAAGAAAGAGAGCGAGAGAGAGGGGAUGAGUUUAAUUGCUAUGAUGCCAUGACAGCCACUGAUGGAGCUGACUGUUAAGUUCAUUUCUGUGGUAAUUGCUUUGAACUUGAAAUCUCAAGUGAGGAGUAAGACAUGUCUAUAUAUAUGAUUAUGAAAUGAUUCUAAAAAUGCAUGUGUUAAUUUUUUGUGAAUAUGAGCUGAAUAUAGUAUAGGAACACAAUGCAGGUUUUUAUACUGUUUAAUCUGCUUCCUUGUGUAUCUUUGUAGAUACUCCCUAGUUUAACUCCUUGAUACUCUUUAGCAAAACUGAUGUGCAAUUGUAUUUUUAUUUUAUUUUUUGGAUUUUAUUUUCAAUAUGUUAAGAAACAUAAUGUCCUCUGUCUCUGGUACUUAAAUAUCUAAAUUAAUUUGAAUAGGAUUGUCUCAGUCCUGCUCUGGUUGAUGUGAAACUGUAGAUGCUUCCUUAAAAAGGAGCUCUACUUGGCUACACAGCACCUGCUUACAAAGUGCAAUAAAAGAUGGCAAUAAA